Pangasianodon hypophthalmus (striped catfish) is the source of this 1500-nucleotide messenger RNA. It is a transcript of the gene ramp1, whose product is annotated as receptor activity modifying protein 1. The transcript has 3 exons. Gene Ontology annotation, molecular function: coreceptor activity. Gene Ontology annotation, cellular component: membrane; signaling receptor complex; cell surface. The record is from RefSeq and is a predicted model, not a curated record. NCBI's taxonomy places the organism in Eukaryota, Metazoa, Chordata, Actinopteri, Siluriformes, Pangasiidae. Bases 396 to 848 code for a protein of 150 amino acids. Gene Ontology annotation, biological process: intracellular protein transport; cellular response to hormone stimulus; G protein-coupled receptor signaling pathway.
CCUGUGAGUCUUUGCGGUCAGUGCACCAGUUCCCCGACGGUUCUGGAUACAGUGUGUGUGUGUGUGUGUGUGUGUGUGUGUGUUUGUGUGUGUUUUGCCCAGUCUCCUUUCUCCGUUAAUGAAGUCUGACUGGUUUUGGACAGAAGCACUUAAGGUCAGAAUGUGAUUGGUUUGGUCUCGCGCUCUGCAGCUCUCGCACGCGCGAGAACGCUCGCGGGUGUUCCCAGCUGCAACUCUGUCAGUGUUAUGAGUGAAGAGUGCACUGCUCUGAAGCCCUUCUUCCUCCUCCCAGACAUGGUUUAUAUGACCGCUAGGAGCACAGAGAGCCAAUAACCAGUAAGUUGAGUAGAGAGGAAGAGCAGGCAAAGUUGGCGUCGGGCUGAAAAUAUCGCUUCAUGAUGGGAAACAGCGGCGUUUUAGCGGCUAGAAGACAUGCAGCUGUGUGUGUUAUACUGGCGACUCUCUCUGCAGCAGCGAUGGCUUGUAACAGCUACUAUGAGAAUGCUAUCAAGGACUUAUGCCUGGCCAAGUUCAAGGAGGACAUGGAAGCUCUGGACCAGGGCCACUGGUGCAGCUGGGAGGACACAGUAGAGUCCUAUGGAGAGCUGACAAACUGCACCUUCGUGGUGGCUUUGAAGAUGAACUGUUUCUGGCCCAACAGGCUAGUGGACGAGUUCUUCAUUAGUGUUCACCGGCACUACUUCCACAACUGCUCGCCCACAGGCCGACUGCCUCACGACCCACCCAGCAGGAUUUUAGGGCCUUUCAUCGUAGUACCCAUUGUGGUCACUCUGCUCAUGACUGCCUUGGUGGUGUGGAGGAGUAAACGCAGUGAAGGCAUUGUGUAACACAGAUCAGCCUAUUCCAGUGACCUUCUAAAGCACCGUGGCUCAUAUUACCAAACCCAGAGACCAUGCACUAUGCUGCUGAAACAGAGAGAUGUUUAACUAUUGACUCGUAUCUCAUCAAAUAGCUGAAGAACGGAGCAGCAUGCUGCCUAAACACACAUACACACACACACACACACACACACACAUAUAAAUGACCUGAAAAAACUGUACUAGAGACUAUCUUUAAAAUAUAAAUUCUACAGGUAAAACUUCAUUUCAUAGAAUUCUAUCAUAUAUCUACAAUGUCCUGGAUGGUAAUUUGAAGCAGUGCAUUUUCAUUACAAUACCUCAAUGAUGAGACAGCUGAAGUGCAAGUGGAACUGACACUGGCUGAAUAAAUCUAAUUUAUGAACAGAGAAACCACAGAAGUAGAUCACGGUUAUUAUCAUUAUCUGUGAACGCUGGACUCCAUAGCUCUCUUUCCUCUCACCUUCAUACAUUCUCAUGCUGUGCAGUGUGUCAGAUCCUUAUAAUAUUUAGUAUAGUUGAUAUGCUGAUUGGGUUUAUUUUCAAAAUGGAACAAACCAUGUGACUAUUAUCAUACUGUGUAAAGGCAAUGCCAUUUUAAUUUUAUUGACAAAUAAACAUUUAAGGUGAAGUAAAAUUUGAA